ACAACACUCACAAUGCAAGUUUUCAACAAAGAACUUACAUAAGCAUAAGCAGGUUUUCGUGAUAAAUAAAAUUCACUUUGUUUAACGUCUAAUUAAAGAAUAUUUAGAAAUCGUUGCCUGAAUGGAAAUUAAAUAUUAAACCAACAGUGAAUAAACUUGCUCAGAACUUUCAAGGCAUUGGACAAACAUUUAAUGAAAUAAUGAAAGCAUAAACGCUAAGUACUUUCACGCGCACCGUUAAAACUAAAUCACGUGAUUUGUUUUGAACACUAUCCUUGGAUCUCUGUUGCUCCGGUCAAAAUCAUAAACGAUGAACAUUUCCUUUUGUGGAAGCGGAUUUCUAAGUAUAUACCAGAUUGGAUCUCUGAAAGCACUUCUCACAAAAGCUCCAAAAUUUGUGGCUGGCAUAGAGAAAGUAGGCGGGGCAUCCGGUGGUGCGCUGACAGCCGCCAUUCUUGUGUGCGAACCACACCGGGUCGACGACUGUAAACAGUUUACCCUGGAUUUAGCAGAAGAUGUUCGGAAGCGGCACUUACGAACGUUUUCACCCACAUUCCAUUUGUUGAAACCAGUCAAGGAAUUUAUGAAGGAUAUUGUGUCAGAAAACGCAUAUCAAAAAGCAAACGGAGUACUUCAUGUUUCGUUGAGUUUGCUUGAGAAGUUUCGUUUACCUCAGAGCCGAAUUGUGUCAUCUUUUUCAUCGAACGAUCAACUAAUUCAGAGCCUUAUAUGCAGCUGUUUUAUUCCCGGAUAUGUCGGAUUCAUCUUGCCUAAAUUGAACGGAAAGUACUGCAUAGACGGCGGCUUCAAAAACAAUCUGGUUGGUUUCCCCGACGGCCGCACCAUCACGGUCUCUCCGUUCAGCGGCGACCAGGACAUCUGCCCGAACGAGCAGACAGCAUCAUCGCUAACAGUGCGUAUGGCGAACCAAGCGUUUGUCGUGAACCGGAAGAACGUGAAACGCGCAUGGCAGUGUGUUUUCCCGCCACCGCGUGACGUGCUGUUGUAUUACUACGAUUUGGGUUACCACGACACCGUUCGCUUUCUGAGUAACAAUUAUAUAACAGAGUGAUAACGGUCUUAAUACAUGUAUUUAUGUGUUAUUUGUGUAUUUUUGUUAACAAAACGUCAGCUGGUUUUUAGAUGCCAUAUGCAUUUGCAGGAACCUUUAAUUCAGAAAUGAAUAACAGUGAUCUGGAAGACAUGUUAUGUAUGAACGUUUUUGUUGUUAAUUGCUUACGUGAACCGCUGAAUGUUUGGUUCAUGUAAAUAUAAUUAUAAAGAACUAGUUUUAAAGUUUAUGUUUUUACCAAAAACUCAGAGAAUGUUACUUGUUGACAUUGUAAUUUGAAAAGCAUGUGGCUCACUCAUUACAACGAUACCUCUG
This is a messenger RNA of Dreissena polymorpha, 1387 nucleotides long. Its product is annotated as patatin-like phospholipase domain-containing protein 4. Gene Ontology annotation, biological process: triglyceride catabolic process; lipid homeostasis. Gene Ontology annotation, cellular component: cytoplasm; membrane; lipid droplet. Gene Ontology annotation, molecular function: triacylglycerol lipase activity. The transcript has 6 exons. The coding region runs from base 311 to 1072 and encodes 253 amino acids. Lineage: Eukaryota; Metazoa; Mollusca; Bivalvia; Myida; Dreissenidae. The record is from RefSeq and is a predicted model, not a curated record.